CGCGCCAGUGUUUCCAUCUCCAUCCCCUGCAUCACCGGCGAGCCUCUUCACUGAAUCAGCUGCAGGAAACCUGGAAAUUGAACAAACGUCCAUCUCUCUGAACACCCGUCAGAUACAGCUUUGCUAACAAACGACGAAUAAAUAUUUGACUAUUGAUGGAUUAGCUGGAUUUUUCAACAGAAGGGCCUUCAUCGCUGAGACCCCAAAGAAGAAAGGCAGAUAGGGAAGUAACUGUGUUACUCCAUAAAUGGCCUCAGCACCUCAACGUGUCCAAUAAAGUCCAAUAUGAGCAUUCCAACUAGUUUCCAGGGACUCAGCGUCAAUGUGGACAAGAUUGGUAAGAAAAACCAGAUCCAGUUCUCUCCAUCCGACGAUGAUAAUGCCAAUAAAGUAUCUUCAAUCCCUUAUCUAGACAGAAGAGGUUUGAUUGAGGACGCAGGGUACAGCACAAGCCCCGUUCCUCCUCUGGUCUCCCAGAGUGAAUCCCCAGAUAAGUUGGUCAUUUGGGGCUCAGAACAGCGAUGCAUGGAGCCAGAGUUCAGAGACUUUGAGCUUCUGAAGUGUCAGGACGUACAUAAAUUCUUAGGAGAUAGAAAUCAGGAGGAAACUGAAGAAGAGGAAGAUGAUGGAGGGAGUAUUAGAGACGGAAGAGAUGAGGGUCCCAUGUCCAUAUCCUCAAGUUCGACGUCUAGCUCUGUUUCCAGUGCCACGAGGAAAAAUGACAACGACGGAAACAAAGUGGUGGGCAGGAUGUACGGGGCUAAAGAGAAAAGGAUGGCCUGCCAUAGCAACGAGGAGCUUGACUCAUGUGUGACAGCUUCGAUGGAGAAGAGAGACAACAGGCAAAGCAUGGACAGACAGAAGGGACGUCUGAAAGAAUCCAAGUCUGAGACAAACGUGUUUGUCUCCAGUCUGACGGCUGUUUCCCUCAGUGGAAGCUUGUCUAGUGCAUUGGAUUAUAGCGGAGAAAGAUCCCUCGCCUCUCUGUCCAGCUCCAAGGCCAACCCGUAUACCAGUGCCAACAUGACUACCUCAGCCCAGUCCAUCAGAAGGGCAGCCAGUCAGAACCCCCCGCUGAUGCAUCCUCAAGAAAAAGGCCACCCUCCUGAAUAUUGUAACCAGGACAAGAUACUGGAGGAGAGGAGUCUUUACAGAAAUGUACUGUCUUCUGACGUAGGCCUUGGCCAGAGGAGAAAGGCUGGAUUUGAGGAGAGGGUUCUGCCACCACGACGACAGCAGCUCGUCAGACCCCUCUGUCAGACAGAGAUUGUAAGAGAGAAGAACUUGACCCACCAGACUGAGAUAGUGCAGCCCGCCGCCCUCAACGCCUCGCCAGAUUCAUGCAGAAUGGCAUCAAACAGAAAGUUUGGUAAAUCUUCUUUGCGUGAGCCAUCAGAUUUCUCUCACCUUUACAACGCAUUUGGAGUCAGCCAGCCCAACCAGCCCAACCAACCCAACCAGGCAUCGCAGAACGAGGUUCCACUCGUGCAAAAACAACCAACUACUACCCAGCAUAGAUCUGGACUAGCAAAUCCUUCCACCUCAGAGAAGAGACCCCAGACUCAGCUCACGUACCGAAGAAACUGCUACAGUCCCAGCAGGACCGGGGUUGGUUCUAGUUCACCUACCCCUCCCCACUCCCCUCUCAGGACACCCCAGGGGUCGCCCCGUAGGCCACCUCCUAUCUACAUGGGUUCCAGGAACGUUCCUGGAGUGACCAGGACCAUCCCAGCGGGAUGCAACCCUGCGGCACAGAUGUCGGCGCAGGGCUACGGCAACAGCUGCUUCAGAGCGCCGGCCAAAACUAAUGUAAGCACAAGUGGAAUCCCCAAAGCGCCUCUCCACAACCAGCAGAGCUCCCCCGACUCUACCCCCAGAGAGAGCUCCCCCUCCCCUAAGCUCAAACCUAAAGGAGUUCGCCCCAAAAUCAUUACCUACGUCCGGAAGAAUCCUCAGUUCAAACCACCUGAUGGACCUUAUCAGGUCUCCUCUCUACCGUCAAGGCUUUCAACAUACACCCACAGCCAAGCACCCACUUCCUUCAAAGAUGCAUCUAAGGAAGCCCCCAAGACUGACGCAGAAACUCGAAGAACGCCGGUACUUUGUGCCUCCAAUCUGCUGUAUGAGAAGUACCGCCAAGAGAUGCAGACAAACAUCUUCCCGGGAAUGCAGAGCAGGAGUAUCAGAGCUCCUGGACACACGAACACAGUCCCUCCUGCACAUUCACACAGCCACACUGCACCCCCGAAAUUGGGCAGCAAAGCAGACAACUUCUACGGGCCGCCACCGGAGGUAGGAAGACCCGUCAGUUUGAAGGACAGCUCUGCCGAGGAUUCACCGCAGGGCAGGACUGCUCUGCAGGCCGGGGGCGGCGGCAGCCUCCUGCGCUCUGGCAGGGGUCUACGUCUGGGCCUGGGGGCCGUCACCAGGACGGGCUCAGCCAAGAGCAGAGCCCCCGGUCAAGGACAGAAGUCGGCCCUGGUCCCGAGCCAGCCGGUCCAACCCGUCAGCCCGAGCACCAGCCGGAGAGGCCAAGACACCGCAGGUACAUCAAACUCCUGCUCCUGUCAGCUUUCUGCAUGUUCACGCCGGAUGGAUAUCACCUCUUCUGAGCUCGGGCUCCACGGCCGCGGGGACGCGUCGGCUCCCGCUCAGUCGGGCGGCUCCUCCCGCUCUCCGGCCCGCCUCCGCGGGGCAGCUCCCCCGGGAGUCUCGUCUCCUUCUCGGCUGCGAGCCCCAGAUGAGCCGGUUGUCCUGCACCGGGCCCCCGCCGCCCCCCCCACAGCUCCGGCCCCGUCGGCAGCCUCCAGGUCCCUGCUGCCCAAGGCCAGCCAGUCCGGCCUGCGGCCCCCAGGCUUCAGCUCCAGCCGGGCCCCCGCCGGCCGCCUGGCCGCCUUCGGCUUCGUCCGGAGCUCCAGCGUCUCGUCCGUGACCUCGGCCCACUCGGCCGACAGCAGUCAGAGCGACCCCUGCAGGACGGCUCACCUUUCUGUUGCAGGUGUGAGUGUGAGUGACGACCCCCCCCUCCACAGGGUGACCACCAGCCCCGCGGCAGCGGACCACCAGAGGGGGGCGCCGUGUCGCAGCAACAGCCUCCAGCCUCCGUCCACCCCGGCUCUGCCGCGCCGCUUCCUGCCCCCCCAGCCCCGCAGCUCCCCCGGAGUUGUCAGGAAGGAGUUUCAGCGGAGUUCAGAGGUCACGCGCUCCCUCCCAUCCUCCCCCAAGAGACUGGCAGUGGUUCCUCCCAAACCUCAGUCCCCAGUCCAGCUGGGCCAGCGGCCGGCAGCAGCGGUGAAGGGUUCGACUCCCGCGGGGUCAUCUCACGAUGUGACGCCCCUGAAGCUGCAGCAGGAGCAGCAGGAGCAGCAGGAGAACCUGCAGAGGGAGAAGGAAGAGGCUCAGCAGAAGGAGAGAGAGGAGAGAGAAACGGAGGAACAAAAGGAGGAGGUCCAGAGGCUCCAGGGUCGCUGUGACCAGCAGGAGAGGCAGCUGAAGGCUCUCAGGGACGCGCUGGAGACGACCACGCUGGGUUUAGAGGCCUUCAUCAUCACCGCUCAGCAUUACUGCCUCAAGAAUGAAUCUACGGAAGAAAGUCAAAAAGCACUAGAAGUGGAAAUGCAGAUGCUCAGAGAGGAGCUGGCGUCCCACUCGGCGCGCUGCGAGAGGCUGCAGCGCGACAAGGCGGCGCUGGAGGGCGUGUUUGAGCGGGAGCUGCAGGAGCUGCAGCUGCAGCAGGAGGCCGAGCUGGCGUCGGUGGAGGAGGGGCUCCGGAGGUGCCACGGCGCCGAGGCCGAGCACCUGAAGGCCGAGCACCGCUCGGAGAUGGAGGAGCUGAGGGGUCACCAGCAGGAGCAGAUGGAGGAGAUGUCCGUCAACCACCAGGCAGCCAUUCAGGAGCUCCGAGACAUGCACAACAUCACCAUGGCAACGCUGCACGAGGAGCACGCCCGCACCAUGAGAGAUCUGAGGAAAGCUCACGAGCAGCAGAAGAUGCUCCUGGAGGAAGACUUUGACAAGCUCAGGCUCUCCCUGCAGGAUCAGGUGGACACCCUCACGUUCCAGAACCAGAGUCUGAAGGACAAGGCCCGGCGCUUCGAGGAGGCUCUGAGGAGGAGCACGGACGAGCAGAUCAUCGAUGCUUUAGCUCCGUACCAGCACAUCGAGCAGGACCUGAAGAGCCUGAAAGAGAUUGUGGAAAUGAAGAACCAGCAGAUACACCAGCAGGAGAAGAAGAUCUCCGACCUGGAAAAAGUGCAGGCCCAAAAGAACGUGUUCCUGGAGGAGAAGGUCCAGGUUCUGCAGCAGCAGAACGAAGACCUCAAGGCCCGUAUUGACAUGAAUCUCACCUUGUCCAGGCAACUGUCGGAGGAGAACGCCAACCUGCACGAGUCGGUGGAGAAGGAGAGCACGGAGAAGAAGCGUCUGAGCCGGAACAACGAGGAGCUGCUGUGGCGUCUGCAGACCAGCCCCCUGAUGUCCCCGGCCUCGUCCCCGCUGCACCGCCCCUUCUCCACGUCCCCCGUCCCUUCAUCCCCGCCGGGCACGGGCUGCGACUCCCCCUCCCACUGCCACGGCUGCCCCCAGCAGGCCCAGUACUGCUCCCCCUCCCGCUGGCCCAAUCAGAACCUCUCCCCCGGUCCGGCCACGCCCACCCACAGAGCAGCCGCCAAUCAGAAUUACUCCCCCGGGCCGGCCACGCCCACCCACAGAGCAGCCGCCAAUCAGAAUUACUCCCCCGGUCCGGCCACGCCCACCCACAGAGCAGCCGCCAAUCAGAAUUACUCCCCCGGUCCGGCCACGCCUACCCACAGAGCAGCCGCCAAUCAGAAUUACUCCCCCGGCCCGGCCACGCCCACCCACAGAGGGCGCUGUAAUUCAAAUUCGUUUGUUUCCUCUUUGCAGAGUUAAACCUCCCGGUCUUGACCUUCCCAAACCCCCUACAGCCGUUUGUCUCCAUCAUGUGAAAGUGAGGAGAUGAUUGGACGUCUUUGUCCCCAGAUUCACAUUUCUGUGCCACAAUGACGUGUUGAAGAGUAGACUGUAAAUAUUGUAAAGUUAAAGUCCCCCUGCAUGGGUCGUCACGCGUCCUGCAGUCGUUGAGAUGAGACGUAGCACACGUUGGUCACCUGAACACGACGCGCUCACAUCCCGGCUGUGAUGUACGGAAGAGUAUCAGGGCCAUGCAGGAGAAAAAAUAUUUGAGAGGGGAAGAUUUUUUUUUUAUUAUUGUGCACUUUGAGAAAAAAGUCGAAAUGUCAAGAUUGAUGUUGAAAUACAAUUUUGAGAAAAAAGCCGAAAUUUCGAGAAUAAAGUUAAAAUAUAAUUUCGAGAAAAAAUUCAAAAUGUUGAGAUUAAUGUUGAAAUACAAUUUCGAGAAUAAAGUUGAAAUUUCGUGAAUAAAGUUGGAAUUUUGAGGAUAAAGUUGAAAUACAAUUUCAUGAAUAAAGUUGAAAUG
Molecule: messenger RNA, 5455 nt
Organism: Cololabis saira (Pacific saury)
Lineage: Eukaryota; Metazoa; Chordata; Actinopteri; Beloniformes; Belonidae
Gene: mtus2a
Product: microtubule associated tumor suppressor candidate 2a
Exons: 17
Coding region: 286-4908 (1540 amino acids)
Cellular component (GO): nucleus; cytoplasm
Molecular function (GO): microtubule binding
Source: RefSeq, a predicted model, not a curated record